Messenger RNA from Fraxinus pennsylvanica, 1368 nucleotides. The record is from the annotation of a GenBank genome assembly. Lineage: Eukaryota; Viridiplantae; Streptophyta; Magnoliopsida; Lamiales; Oleaceae.
AUGUUACUGCGCGCACUCCGCCGUACAACCGCCAUAGCGGCCUCAGCCGCCGCCUCUUCGACCCUCACAAAACCACCUCAUUCCUACCUCUCCAUUUCUCGCCCCUUCUCUGCAAACACCACGAAAGCCAACCUUACAAAGGCCAAAAAAUCGAAAUCCAAAUCAGACGGAAAAGAAGAACUCCAGGUGACGGACACGGAGUUCUUCGUCAAGCAAGACGAGGAGCUUCGCCGCCGCCAACUCGCCGAGGAUGAAAAUAAUCCCGCACUCGACGUGGGGCCCAAUGGCCGACCACUCUUCACUUCCACCCCUUCCAUCUCUUUGCUCACCAAAAAGGACGCCUGCUCUUACAUGAAAUUCAGUGUGGAGGAGUUGAAUAAGGUGUUGCCAGAGGGGUUGCCUAUGGGAAUGGUGAAGGAAUUUGAGGAGUCUAGCAGGAGCGCGUUGUUGAUACGUCAGAGUUUUCUUGAUCUCCGUGACAAUUUCAGGCGGGCUGUGGAUCCUUCAUUGUUGGUUGGCUCUAAAGGUUCCAAAGUUCAAAAGCAAAUUGUAUUGGAUGGUCCUAUGAGUUGUGGGAAAAGUAUUGCACUAGCUAUGCUUGUUCACUGGGCCCGUGAGGAAGGUUGGCUUGUGCUUUAUGUGCCCAGUGGUCGAGAGUGGACCCAUGGAGGACUUUUUUACAAAAAUCCUCAGACUGGUUUGUGGGACACUCCUGUGCAGGCAGCAACCAUUCUGCAGGAUUUCUCAAAAUACAACGAGUCCCUCUUGAAAAAGUUAAAGUGCAAUACUCUUGAUCCCAUUCCAUUGGGGGAGGGUGCUGGUGUUGGAUGGCCGAAGGGUAUUGACAAAAUGCAAAUUUCGGAAGAUUCUACACUGUAUGAUCUUGUUCAAGCAGGUAUCAAUAACUCACAUGCUGCUGUUGGAGUGGUAGUUCGUUUGAGGAAGGAAUUGUCAGAUGUGAAAGAUACUCCUGUUCUUAUUGCAAUUGAUCAAUAUAACAGCUGGUUUACAUUUAGUGAGUAUGAGGAGCCAGUAACAGUUCGUUCCUGCCGACCUGUUCAUGCUAGAGAACUUGCAACUGUGAAUGCGUUCAGGUCGAUGCUUCAUGAGAAUGACAUGAUGGUGGGUGCCUUUUCUCAUUCAACUGCAGUAGGGAAACUUCGGCAACAAUUACCAGAUGUUCCCACUGAUGCUCGCAUCAAUUUUCCUCGGUACAAUUUGGAUGAAGCUGCUUCUGUUUGCCAUUACUAUCUAAGGCAAAGACUAGUAAGCCAUGAUGCAUUUUCGGAGGAAAACUGGAAGAAGAUAUACUAUUUGUCCAAUGGAAAUGGAACAGAGAUGAGAUACUUGGUUCCUUUCAUGCGGUAA